Messenger RNA from Drosophila miranda, 2640 nucleotides. Its product is annotated as DC-STAMP domain-containing protein 2. The coding region runs from base 57 to 2603 and encodes 848 amino acids. The record is from RefSeq and is a predicted model, not a curated record. The transcript is spliced from 9 exons. Gene Ontology annotation, cellular component: membrane. NCBI's taxonomy places the organism in Eukaryota, Metazoa, Arthropoda, Insecta, Diptera, Drosophilidae.
CUUUCAAGUCUCUUUUCUCACAUAGAAAUAUACAUUUCUUUCUAUCUCUCUUAAUAAUGAGUAAUUCUGAAGAUGAUACUCGAGACACACGCGGCCGUGACACACGUGAGAAAAAGAAGUACUGGAGUUACUAUAGGGGCCCGAGCAAGUCGAUGCCCCGAAAGACACAGCAUCGGGAGCGUAUGGCCUCAAAGAGAGUGCACGUUAAAGAAGAAGACUCUGAAAACGAUGAAGACAUAAAACAGGAGACAAAAUGGAAUCUACGGUCUUCUAGCACCGAAGGAGAGGCUGCCAUCUAUCAACUGCAUCCGGAGUCGGAGGAACAAGUCCCUGAACACUAUCCCUCAAGGGACAGCUUUUCGGUUUCUGGCUGGGAUCGUCGGGACAAAAUUACGCUCUAUAUGAUUGCGGGCUAUGUGCUGGGCAUUCUCCUGGUGCUCAUCUGGUACUAUCGCCAUCCGCGGCGAGCCAGUCUGGACCUCACCGAGAAGUGGCUGCUCAUUGUCCUCCUGUUCCUUUUUAUGAUGAUCCUUGGAUACAGUCGAGCAGCGAGAUGCGUUGUGGCAUUGAUCUUUCCCACUUUGGGCAGCCAUCGAGGACGAGCUCUUCUGAUAGCAUUGGCCUUUUUUGUGGCAGGCACUGGACCCGUGAUGAACAUCAUUCGAAACAUCGACAUCAUGGGCCACAGUCUCUCCUGCGGCCAGAGCCGUUUGCGGCAGGCCCUCACUCCCAUGCAGGAUAUCAUGGGGCAGCCCAUCAAUAUCGUAGAGCACUCUGUUCAGGGGACCAUCACGGAGGUGCGAAAGAUCAUGGAGAGUCUGGAUAAGGUCUUGAAGCAUCUGGAGGAACCAAUCGCUGAGAUUCAUGCCAAUUUCAAGUCCUGUGGCGAGUGGUUGCGCCUACAGCAGGGCACCUUUGAGCAGCAGAUGGGCACACCGUAUGAUCGCUGCCUUGGGGCAGGAUCCGUCAGCACCCACGAUUGCCAAACCAAAUUCGGGGCCAAGCGGAAGGAGUGCAAUGUCAAAGAUCGCUUUGUUUGGUUCUGCGAGAAUCUCAAGCCAAUGGCCAGCUUUUUUGAGCGCAAUGUCCAGCUGCAUCACGAGAUCUUUGAAGAGAUCUUUCAACGUUCGAAGCAGAGUUUCAUCAAUAUUCGAAAAAUGUUUGUGGUGGGCAUUACCUUCGUAGGCAAGCAAAAGAUAAAUGGAACGAAUGACUCCUUGGGAAGGGACAGCGAUGUGAUACUCGAGCACGAGAUCGGCAGAACCUUGGAGGCCCAGAGGCGUGCGUUUAUCCUAUUCUUUGUAUGCCUCGAUCUGGUGGUUUUCAUCCUCGUGUUUACUGUCAUCCUGCGAUCCAUUUACUUUCGAAUGCUGUAUCUGGGAAACCACAACUUUAACAAUGUGUAUAUAACGCACGCCUUCUACGUCUACGACAGGAGGAGUGAGCCAUUCGGGAUUCUUCCACUGCAUUCGGUCGAAAACAUCAAAUUUGUGAAGAUAACUUCCCUCCGUUUGCUGCCUGAAGAGUUCCAGAUAAUGACACGUUCCAUACUCUUCUUAUUUAUCACUGGCAUGCAGCUUUUUCUGAUAUGUUUCGUGGACUACUGUCUUUAUACAAUGCUGUCCAUGAUGUCCCAUCACGCACACCAAACGGCGGGUCUCAAACCUCCUGCAUACACGAGAAUUGUGAUCACCAAGGGUGGCAUGAUCGGAGAUAUACUCCGUUCCCUGGUCCGUGCCUUCGAGCCCUAUGCCAAGAACUUGGAUGUGGGGACAGAAAAGUGUCUGCCAGUGCCAGGAGAGCCGAAUAUAUUCCGCUACUACGAAGUAUUGGUGCUCUGUGUCCUGGCCUGGCUUCUCCUAAUCUGGGAGCCCUACAGCCUUCGUGUGCGACAUUGGGUCAUGGCCGUUUUUUAUCCAAUCGAUGCAUAUCGAAGAGUCAGGCACUUGCAUCAUCGCAUAACGGAAGAGAGAAUGACUUUUAUCAAGAAUUCCCGACGCAGAGUUCGUUCCUUGUAUCUCUAUUCAGACGGCAAUCAAUUUAUGUAUCUCUCUUGGUUUAGUUCUCUAAAGAUCUGGUGCCUUAGCGGUUGUCCUUCCUCUUUUGUUUGCAAAACAUGCGUCAUCUGCACCAAAGCCUUGACCACAAUGGAUCAUAUCUAUUGUGACACGCCCAAUUGCAGAGGAGUCUAUUGCCAAAGGUGUUUCAUCGACUCGAAUAACCACUGCAUUCUGUGCAAUCCACCGAGCCUGUACUGGGACUACAGUGAUGUAUCGGAGACCGAAGAGUCUUCUGAUGCUGCCGAUGAUAAUAAUGAUGAUCUUGUUGAUGAUAAGCAUGUUGAUAUCAAGCAUGUGGAUGCUAAGCAUGUUGAUAUCAAGCAUGUUGAGGAUAAGCAUGUGGAUGCUAAGCAUGUUGAUGCCAAGCAUGUUGAUGCCAAGCAUGUUGAUGCUAAGCAUGUUGAUGAUAAACAUGUGGAUAAUAAUCAUGUGGAUGAUAAGCAUGUGGAUAAUAAUCGUGUCGAUAAUAAUCGUGUUGAUAAUAAUCGUGUUGGUUCUGUUUCCGAUGAACCGAAAAAGAGUAUAUAUAAGAGUAGAAUGUGAGGAAUAUUUAUGAUGAUCUUUUUAAAAGAAUAUAUAU